GUAUACCAAAUGCAUCAAACUGCAUCUAAAUUCUGCACCAUUUGAAGCAAAAGACAACUAAUUUUGCGUUGAAGCACCAGUGAAGUACAUGUUCUGUUCGAGAAAUACUAUGUACUCUCUCCAUCCCAAAAUUAUUGUUUAGUUUUUUAGGGUUUAGAGUUUAGGGUUUAGGAUUUAGGGUUUAGGAUUCAGAGUUUAAAUUGGACAAUAAUUUUGGGACGGAGAAAGUAUUUUUAUCCCAUGUUGAAACACAAAAACUAGCAAACAAGCGAGAAUGUCCCAGGUAUAAACACGUCCGGAUUAUAAUGCUUAUAAUAAUGGGUAUUUCUGAAGUCAGGUAUAUUAAUUCCAAGUUGAGACAAAUUUUUUCAAAGUCAAAUGAUUAAUCUUGCUCCUGAUGGACUCAAAGGGCUCAACUAAACUAUAUCUGGUUCAGUGUUAUCUUACGUUUUUACAAUAAUCCAAAAGAGUCUUCACUCUGUUUGGUCAAAAUACCAAUGUUUGAGCCUUAAGGAAAACCGAUUGACUUGGAGUUUGGAGGGGUUUCAAAUUUCAACUUCUGGGCUGUUUAGUUCAUUUGAUAAAGCAAAAACCGCAUAUCUUGAGCAAAACUCUAGGUCCUUUGGUUAGGCAUAAAUAGCCACUAAUGUCUUAAUCCAUUCAACUUUAUGCACUACCACAAACAAUUAGAACAAGAUCAUAGAGAUGAGUAAGAAAUGGAUGUGUUUGAUCCUUCUGGUUUCCCUUCUUCUGUUCAUCUCUUUGGAAUCUGCUAAUUCCGCUGAUGAGGGAGACUCGUUUCCAACACCUCCGGUGGAUCCACCACCACCUCCACAAUACCUCCCCCCUCCUCCUUAUUACUAUCAAUUUGACGAUGACCAAAACUAUGAUCCUCCCUAUGUCUAUCGUCCUUUAAACCCGCCUCCAUCUCGCCCGCCUCCUGUAUACCCGCCUCCCUCUCUCGCACCUCCAGUAUUUCCUCUAGCUGAUACAGAUUAUUACAUGGCUAUACCGGUUAACGAGACGGGGCAAGAGCGAGCUUGGUGUUAUAGAGAUUGCGGCAUGACCCUUACUUGCCCUGCUGAGUGCCCUCUCAGGGUGCCUAGUAACACUUCUAUGCAAGGAUGUUUUAUUGACUGCAGCAAUUGUGAAGCCACUUGCAAAUGGAGGAUGCCUAAUUGUGAUAACUAUGGUCCUCUAUGCUACAAUGACAAUCCACAUCCACCACCAUCAGAUUCACCUCCAACACCUCCAGUAGAUCCACCACCAUCUCCGCAAUCAGACCCGCCUCCAACAACACCGCCAGUGGAUCCACCACCAUCAAAUUCGCCUCCAACGCCUCCUUCUGAUGAUCAAUUCAAUGGUGGGGAAGACAAUGAUCCUGGUCCAUUCGCCGUUCCAAAUCAUCAACCUGUAUACCCGCCUCCAUCUCUAGCACCUCCUGUAUAUCCCCUGGCUGAUACAGAUUAUUACAUGGCCAUACCGGUUAACGAGACAGGACAGGAGCGGGCGUGGUGUUUCAGAGAUUGCGGUAUGACCCUUACUUGCCCUGCCGACUGCCCUUUUAGGGUGCCUGGUAACAGUUCUAUGAAGGGAUGCUUUAUUGACUGCAGCAAAUGUGAAGCCACUUGCAAAUGGAGGGAUCCUAAUUGUGAUAACUAUGGUCCUUUAUGCUAUAAUGACAAUCCAUAUCAACUACCAUCUCCAAAUGAGCCUCCGCCAACAGACUCGCCCCCAACACCUCCAGUAGAUUCACCACCAUCUCCAGUUGAUCCUCCGCCAUCAGAACCGCCUCCAACGCCUCCGGUGGAUCCACCACCAACUCCAAAUGACCCUCCGCCAUCGGACCCGCCUCCUACACCUAAUCAACCAGUAUACCCACCUCCAUCUCUUGCACCUCCUGUAUAUCCUCUGGCUGAAACUGAUUACUACAUGGCCAUACCGGUUAACGAGACAGGGCAAGAGCGAGCUUGGUGUUACAGAGAUUGCGGCAUGACCCUUACUUGCCCUGCUGAGUGCCCUCUUAGGGUGCCUGAUGACAGUUCUAUAAAGGGAUGCUUCAUUGACUGCAGCAACUGUGAAGCCACUUGUAAAUGGAGGAAUCCUAGUUGUGACAACUAUGGACCUUCAUGCUAUGAUGAUGUUCAACCUCCACCUGUAUCUCCAUCAUCAGAACCGCCUCCUGCACUAAACCCUCCAUCACACUCCCCUCCAACUUCUGAUUUCUCUGAUUAUUACAUGCUCUCAUCAGUUGAAAGAACAGGACAAGAACAAGCUUUCUGUUCUGCUAAAGGAGGAUGCCAAAAUAAGACCCUCACUUGUCCGGCUGAGUGCCCUUAUAGGAAGCCAAGUAACAGAACCAUGAAGGAAUGCAUUAUUGACUGCAGCAUCAAGUGUGAAGCCACUUGUAAAUCGAGAAAGCCUCUUUGUGAUAACCUAGGAUCUUUAUGCUAUGAUCCUCGAUUUGUCGGGGGAGAUGGAAACAUGUUCUACUUCCAUGGAUUCAAGGGAGGCAACUUCGCCAUUGUCACUGAUGACAAUUUCCAGAUCAAUGCUCACUUCAUUGGGCAUCGACCGAAAGGAAAAAAGCGCGAUUUAACAUGGGUUCAAGCUCUCUCAAUCAUGUUUGAUACCCACACACUUAUCAUUGCAGCAAAAAAGGUCUCAAAAUGGGAUGACAAAGUCGAAGCUCUGCUAGUGAAGUGGGAUAAUCAGUUGAUUAACAUCCCAACAGAUGAAGAAUCUGAAUGGAGAAUCAACAUUGAUAAAAGGGUUGUGGUGAUUGAAAGAACCGAUGAUUUCAACACGAUCAGGGCCACAGUUUUUGGACUUGUUCAAGUGGAUACAAAGGUCGUUCCAAUUGGAGAGCAAGAAAACCAGGUGCAUCAUUACCAGAUUCCGGCUGAUGAUGCAUAUGCUCAUUUGGAGACACAAUUCAAGUUCUUCGAGCUUUCGGAUACCGUGGAAGGUGUUCUUGGAAAGACUUACCAGCCGGGCUACGAAUCAAAAGUGAAGAUGGGAGAUGCAAUGCCGGUUAUGGGUGGUGAGGAUAAAUACCAGACUCCAUCGUUGACUUCACCACUUUGCAAACUCUGCAAGUUCCGGAGGAAUAAGCUUUCCAAAAACUCCAUUGCUAUGGUUACUGCAAUCUGAUUAACUAUAAGAUAUAUUUCAAUCUUUACUGCGGUUUUUAAGAUCAAAUAAUAAGCAUUUAUAAGUUGCC
Oldenlandia corymbosa var. corymbosa is the source of this 3223-nucleotide messenger RNA. The record is from the annotation of a GenBank genome assembly. NCBI's taxonomy places the organism in Eukaryota, Viridiplantae, Streptophyta, Magnoliopsida, Gentianales, Rubiaceae.